AUGGAUUUACAAGAACAUGAACUCAAUUCCGACGCGAUCGCGACUAUUGGCCCCACAGAUGUUGAAUUGGCCCCAGUCGCUGCCCAUCCCAGUAAAUCAGAUGACCCAUUUCUGGUGACAUUUGCGGAGCCUUACGAUGCAGAUAAUCCCAAGGACUGGCGGACAGGUCGAAAAUGGGCCGUCACAGAUGUGCUCUCCGCGACAGGCUUCAACCGCAUCAUGGUAUCCACCAUCAUGGCGCCGGCAUUGUCGACAAUAGCAAAAGAGUUUGAUAUGAAUUCCGCAGAGUCAGCCAUGGCGCUUUCCAUCUACCUGUUGGCAACUGCACUGGGUCCGCUUGCUAUCGGACCUUUAUCAGAAGUAUAUGGUCGAAAGCCGAUUUUGCACGCGUCGAACAUUUGGUUCUUGAUCUGGAAUAUUGCUUGUGGGUUUGCAAAUAGCAAGGGUGUGCUGAUUGCGUCGCGAUUCUUUGCUGGAUUUGGUGCUAGCGCUAUCUAUGCUCUUGCUAAUGGGGUGUUGGGUGAUGUGUGGCGCCCAGAGCAGCGUGGUCGUUCUCUGGGUGUUUACUUGCUUAUCCCUUUGUUGGGAGCGGCUGUCGGCCCAAUCAUAGGAGGAUUUAUGGCAGAGCGCACCACUUGGCGGUGGAUGUUCUGGUCGACGUCGAUCUUUCAAGCCGUGAUGAUUGUUGUUUCAUUCGUUUCCUUCCAUGAGACGUAUGAGCCAUUGAUCCUGCGUCAUCGGGCUGAGCGUCUUCGACGUGAUACUGGUGACUCGCGGUACUACACCCUAGAUGAACAUAUAAACGCAAACAGAUCGGCCACCAGAGUCCUAGGCAGAGCAUUGUCUCGCCCACUUCGGCUUCUAACCUUCCACCCCAUUAUUCAGAUCUCCUCGCUCAUCUCUGCAUUCUAUUACGGUAUUCUUUACAUUGUGCUCUCUACCUUUUCCGACCUAUGGACCAAGCAAUACAAUGAAUCCAUUGAGAUCAGUGGUUUACACUACAUCGCAGUUGCCUUCGGUGAAAUUGCCGGUAGUCAGAUCUGCGCAAAGCUUAUGGACAGCCUGUACCAUAGACUCAAAGCGCGUGCCAAUGGAGAGCACACCCCGGAGCUUCGCACACCCUCCAUAUUCCCUGGGGCCCUGCUCGGCCCAGUGGGUCUGUUCCUUUACGGCUGGGCGGCUCAUUAUCGCUUACAUUGGGUCAUCGUUGACAUCGGUGUAUUCAUUACUAUGCUUGGAAUGCAAAUUACUAGCAUGCCACUGCAGGCCUAUGUUAUGGAGGCUUACCCAGAGCACACUGGAAGCGCCGGUGCUGCUCAGCAAUUCAUGCGCAGUCUAACUGCCUUUUUGUUCCCGCUUUUUGCGCCCACUAUGUACGAUGUUCUUGGGUAUGGUUGGGGAAACACUACCAUUGCAUUGAUUGGGUUGUUUGUUGGGCUUCCGGCUCCAUUGCUUAUUUGGCGCUACGGUGCCAAGUUGAGAGCGAAGGCAGGAAUGGUAUAUUAG
Molecule: messenger RNA, 1506 nt
Organism: Penicillium verhagenii
Lineage: Eukaryota; Fungi; Ascomycota; Eurotiomycetes; Eurotiales; Aspergillaceae
Product: MFS transporter
Exons: 2
Coding region: 1-1506 (501 amino acids)
Biological process (GO): transmembrane transport
Cellular component (GO): membrane
Molecular function (GO): transmembrane transporter activity
Source: RefSeq, a predicted model, not a curated record